Messenger RNA from Sciurus carolinensis (gray squirrel), 969 nucleotides. RefSeq names its product olfactory receptor 1052-like. The record is from RefSeq and is a predicted model, not a curated record. The transcript has a single exon. Gene Ontology annotation, cellular component: membrane. Gene Ontology annotation, biological process: G protein-coupled receptor signaling pathway; sensory perception of smell. Lineage: Eukaryota; Metazoa; Chordata; Mammalia; Rodentia; Sciuridae. The coding region runs from base 31 to 969 and encodes 312 amino acids. Gene Ontology annotation, molecular function: olfactory receptor activity; G protein-coupled receptor activity; odorant binding.
UUGUUAACAGGUACCGAGAAAUGCAAACACAUGUCUUCUAUCAAUUUUACUUCGGUUACUGAAUUCAUCCUUUUGGGACUGACGGAUGGCGCUGAGCUGAAGGCACUUCUCUUCGUGUUAUUUCUGCUGAUCGAUGCCAUUUCCUUGGUGGGCAACCUGGGAAUGCUCUUCCUAAUCCAAAUAACUCCCAGACUCCGCACGCCCAUGUAUCAUUUCCUCAGCUGUCUGUCCUUUGUCGAUGCCUGCUAUUCUUCAGUUUUUGCUCCCAAAUUACUGCUAAACUUCUUUGUUAAACAGGAGACCAUCUCUUUCUCGGCAUGCAUUGUACAGUGUUUUUUGUUUGUGACCCUCCUUACCACCGAGGGCUUUCUGCUGGCAGCAAUGGCUUAUGAUCGCUACGUGGCCAUUGGGAACCCUUUAUUGUAUACAGUGGCUAUGACUAAAGGAGUUUGCACAGUGCUCGUACUUGGAUCCUGCGUGGGCGGCUUAAUCAACUCACUAACACACACAAUCGGCUUAGUGAAGCUGACCUUCUGUGGGCCAAAUGUCAUCAGGCACUUCUUCUGUGACCUUCCUCCCCUGUUGCAGCUGUCGUGUUCUGACACAGCCAUGAAUGAAUUCUUGCUUUUAAUCUUCUCUGGCGUUAUCGCCAUGAUCACUUUCUUGACCGUGAUCAUCUCCUAUGUCUUCAUCCUGGCAGCCAUCCUGAGGAUCCGCUCAGCGGCAGGGAGGCGCAAAGCCUUCUCCACCUGCGCCUCGCAUCUCACAGCCGUGACUCUGUUCUACGGCUCCAUAACCUUUAGCUAUAUUCAGCCAAGCUCGCAAUACUCCUUAGAGCAAGAAAAGGUGGUGUCCGUGUUCUACACCCUGGUGAUUCCCAUGUUGAACCCACUGAUUUACAGCUUAAGAAACAAGGAAGUGAAGGAUGCUGUAAAAUGGGCUAUAGACAUGAAACAUUUUUGUCAUUGA